Cataglyphis hispanica is the source of this 9572-nucleotide messenger RNA. RefSeq names its product probable maleylacetoacetate isomerase 2. The record is from RefSeq and is a predicted model, not a curated record. Gene Ontology annotation, cellular component: mitochondrion; cytoplasm. The transcript is spliced from 5 exons. Gene Ontology annotation, biological process: L-phenylalanine catabolic process; glutathione metabolic process. Gene Ontology annotation, molecular function: glutathione transferase activity; maleylacetoacetate isomerase activity. The coding region runs from base 182 to 835 and encodes 217 amino acids. NCBI's taxonomy places the organism in Eukaryota, Metazoa, Arthropoda, Insecta, Hymenoptera, Formicidae.
GAGGAACGACUGGCAUUACUGGCAAUCGUAUAAAAGGGGGAGGAGAUGCGAUUUCGCGCGUUCACCGCGAUUCCGAAUUAUUUCUGACAGAUUCGUGACAGCAGACCGCGUAAGUAUCGAGAGUCGCUGGCCAGAUAACCGAGAGUGACAGACAGAGUGCUAUCCGCGAAAGAUCGACGAGAUGUCCGUGAUGGGUAAGCCUGUGCUUUACUCCUAUUGGCGGAGUUCGUGUUCUUGGAGGGUAAGAAUUGCAUUGAAUCUAAAAGAGAUACCAUAUGACAUAAAACCUGUGAGUCUGGUAAAGAGUGGCGGAGAACAACAUUCCAAUGAGUUUCGAGAGAUUAAUCCAAUGGAGCAGGUGCCUGCGCUCCAUAUCGACAAUCAUACGUUAAUAGAGUCUCUAAACAUUUUGCAAUACUUGGAAGAGACUAGGCCGAAUCGUCCAUUGAUGCCCGCGGAUCCUGUCAAAAGAGCUAGAGUAAGAGAGAUUUGCGAAGUAAUUGCCAGUGGCAUACAACCAUUGCAAAAUCUCGUUGUUCUGAUUUACGUCGGAGAGGAACGUAAGAAGGAAUGGGCGCAGCAUUGGAUCACUAGAGGAUUUACAGCUGUGGAGAAGUUGUUAUCGUCGAGCGCAGGCAAAUAUUGCGUCGGUGACGAGAUUACGUUAGCAGAUUGUUGCCUAGUGCCACAGAUAUUUAAUGCGCGAAGGUUUCACGUUGAUCUGAGACCGUUCCCCACGAUUUUGAGGGUGGACCGUCAUUUGGAGCAUCAUCCGGCUUUUACCGCGGCUCACCCCAAUAACCAGCCUGACUGUCCACCCGAGGCGACCAAGUAGCAAGCGAGGCAGACCACCCUUUUCCUCUUCUAAUUCUUUGGGAGCAUGGAAAAAGGUGGUCCAACAUCAUGUGGUCUCAUAGUGACAAAAGGUGAUACGAGAUUCAUUCAUGCGUUCAUUGCAUAUUUACAUGCACUUGGGAUCGCAAUCAUUUCGAUUAUUCAAAUCUCUUGUUUCUAUAUAUAUCGUAAAUAAAAUUGUAAUCUAGAAAAGAGAGAAUAGGAAAUUGCUGAACCAAAUAACAUAAUCCAAUACAUCAUGAAAAUUCAUUGCGCGUAUCUUUGAUUAUGCAUACAGAUUUAAUCAUUGCGAUAGUGAGUAUACGAGGAAGUUAUUUUUAAUUCGUACUAUCAGCCAAUAAAUUGCUGUUAUAUAUUGCGAUAAUGAUAUUUAUAUAUAUUACAUACCAAGAAAAUUAUCCGAUAUUGGUUGCACCUUUUAUCACUUAUGAACUGCAUAUUGGUACCGAAAUGGUUAACGGUUAGCAACAAAAGCGAGUAUCGGACGGUGAUUUUGAUUUUAGAUCAUACUUAUUUUUAGAACACGAACUCGCGCCAUUUCUGUACUUGCAAGGAAAGGGAAAGAAAUAUUGGCCUAUUUUUUAAGUUUUGUUACGUUUUUAUACGAUUUUACACGAUCGACCGAAAUUUAUUUUCACGUGGUGUAUAUUUUUCACACGAUAUUUUACAAAGAUAUAUUAUUGACCUAUUCCGAAUAGGUUCUGUUUUGAAAUCAAAAGUUUACUUUUUAUAUACUUAUUAUAAUUUUUUAUUUUUGACUUUUGCUUAUAUAGCGUAAGAGAAAAAGAAGUGGAUGUGUUGCUAUUAAAUCCUAGCGAAUACCCCGAAAUCUUCGCUGGUACGUAGAGUAAUGACUCUUGUAUUUACGCGAUAUAUACGAAGCACACACGAAUAAAUUCAUAAUGCGAAAUGAAAUCAAAUAUUCGAAGGGAAACGUGUAAUAAGGGAAUGCGCUCUGCUCAAAUAUCUCCCAGAAUACCGACGAAAAAAGUACAAAUCGCACAUCUUUUUUUGAUAUCCCAGUUGUAGAGUACAUCAGAUUUGCUCUUUUUUUUUUUUUUGUAUCUUUUGCAUUGAAAUAUCCAAUAAAUGUUUUAUCUUGUUUCAAGAUAAUUUAAUACAUAGCCUAAUAGCUAAGAUAAUUUAAUACAUAGCCUAAUAAGAUAUAUAUUAAAGCAACCAUCAUUUUGUCUUCAAGUACUUGCACUUGGCGCCUUUUUUAUCUCUCUUUUUAGAAAAAUAAUUAAAAUUUUUUUUUACUUUUUUAUAUUUUGGAAACGUUUAAACAACUUUUAUAAUAAAUGCGAAUAAGACGGGCAGAUUUAUCGUAUUUUUUUAUAUAUGACCCCGUGUAGUAUAUUUUUUUACUUUAUGAAAUAAUUUUUAGGUUUAACAAUACUUCACGAUAUGUAUUUUUUAAAAAGAACAGACUUGAUACGCAUAACUGUAGUUAGAUAAUCUGUGAUUUGGAAUUACGUUGUGCAGAACUGAAGUGAGACGUUGAUGCGAAGAUUAGAAUGUGCCAUUGAAAUACCGUAGUACAAUCGCGAAUGAUUUCAAAACGCAAACGGGAGAGACAUGUGUGUCGACAGAAAUCAAAAUGUAUAUUUAUGCUCUUACAAAUAGUUUUCCGGGUUCAGAGCAUGUAAACAGAGAGAUAUCAAUAUUUUUCACGAAUGUUUUUUAUAGGAUUGUUCUCAUUGUAAAGCUGUGUUAUAUACAUAGCCCUCGUGUGCCCUUCGAAAAAUUUUAUAAACGCAAAAGUAUCGUUCGUCAAAAAAAAUCGAGUCUUGUAGAUAUAUCGAACACGACCGAUCUCUAAAGGCCAAUAAUCAAAUUACAUCUGGCAUUCUUCCUUAUUGCCGCGUUAUCCUUCUUCUUCUCCUCUUUGUUUUAAGAUACAAACAUCGUGACAUUUGCACAUAUUUAGAAUUUUAUGUAUUGUAUAAAAUUAAUGAUUUCUUGUAUAUCGCGCACGUCAUAACUGCCUUUUUGAAACUUUAACGAGUACUUCUUCCAGCUGUAGCCUCCAGCCUUCGCAAUUAUUUUUUUAUAGCAGAUAUAGUAUCAUGUAAUGGAGGUAUAAUUCUCUUUGUGCGCUUUCCAAAGGUGGAUUAAGGAUCAAAUCAAUCGCAAGGUAUUCCAUAGUUAAAUCAUCAACAAAUUUUACUAGUGUAUUCUGUGGAUAGAAAAAGAUGUUAUAUCAACAUUAUAUCUGAAAACAUUUCAUUAUCCCAAUAUAUUAAAGAAAAAUUAAUUAUUCGUUUCUAAAUGCCAAUUUCCAUCUCUAAUAUAUAAAUUGUUAAGAGAUAAAAUUUGACAUCCUACGAAUUCCAACAUUGUCUUUAUCUUAUUUUAACUCAAUGAAUGGGAACCUAAUUUUCUUGAUGAAUUUUUAUUACGAAUUGACUCUUGUAUGAAAAGUUUGCUUUCAUAUUUAUAAGUUUUAUUAUAAUUUUUUAAUAAAACGUUUUCAUAGAAUAAACUGACAAAUUUUGAUCAUUUAACUUUGGAACACCCUGAUAAUAAUCGUCGCAAUUUAAGAUGUCGUCUUAUGUCGCGCAGUACUUUGGGACGAAUAAAAACACGCGUGUCUAUACACACGCUCACACAUAGACGUAUAUUAAUCGACCGAGUGAUUAGAUAAUAAUGUAUAUAAUCUUUGUACGCGAGCCACACAUUCCCCUCAGAGACCAACUCUACAAAUAUCCGCAGUCCGAGAUGAAACGAACAUACUCAAAAUCGAUCAAAACUCUCAUGUGUGUUUGCUACGUUUUGAUAACAGCGCUUAUGCAUAUUAUGUGAUGAUUCGAAAGAGUUAAGAGGAUCUCGUCGUAAUAAACGACGAAAUCCUUGGCGUAAUUAAACGGAUGUGAUCUCGUAUCUGAAUGUGAUCUUGCGCCCGUUUAUCGAAUUUUUGUGCUCAAGUUACGAGAAUUAAAAGCGGACAAGUUAAUAAUAAUUUUGUCGAAACCGAGCUGUGUUAUUUGUAAUUAUUGCGGUAGCUCUUAUACGAUAUUUUAUAUAUAUAUAUAUAUAUAUAUAUAUAUAUCUUGAUAACUAAUUUCGAAAGAUUGCAAUUUCAUAAAUCGACUUAUAAUUAAAUGAAGAAUGUCAUUUAACAACUCUAGAACUUAAUUCAUGAAGAAUUAUAUGUAGUUUAUUGGAAUAUUUUAAUAUUUUAAUAUUUUAAUAUUUAGUUCCUCUUUUUACAGGACUUUUUAUCUCCGAUUUAAAUGAAUAACUUGUAAAUUGUUCUUAUUUUAUUCGAAAUCAUUUGUACGAAAAGGAAUGUCCUAAAUUGCUUUAUUCGUACUCCUUACAAUUCUCUAAAGAAUAGAUUUACAGAUAUUUUACUUGCACACUUAUCUUUUGUAUCGAAAGAGAUUCCUCGAUUUGAUUUUUGUCCCGUAGUUUUUUUUUUUUUUUGUUACACAAAAAGCUUUGCUUCUAUUGUGAUCCUUUCAUAAAGAUUCUUCGCUACUUAUAGAUCUUCCGAUAUCUUAUUUUCGACAAACUGGCGUAUCAUCCGUAUAACGUAUGCGUGAGAAAUAUAAAAGCUACAAGAGAGAAAUGAAAGAAUAAAUCAAUUAUAUUAUAUCUUUAUUACUUUAGUUUCGCUCUUCUUUUUUUUCCAGUUGUCGUUUAUGGUUUUAGAAUUUAGUUUUAAGAAUGUGAGCUCGAUUUUUGUAACAUUCUUACGAAUCCAUCUGUAUAACCCGAUCGAGAAUAAUAUGGCAAUAAACGUGCCAUACAAUUUUCUCCCGUCAACAAUAAUUAUAAAUCGAUCUUAUAGACGACGUAACAUUUUUUAUGCGAAAGGAUAUGUGUGAGGCCACUUAGGGUGAGCAAAUGAGAGCGUGUAUAAUAAAUGUAGCGAUUGACGCAUCGAUCUCUUCGAAACGAGGAAGAGUACGAGGGGCGCGUAGAUAUUUUGUAAGCGAGAAAAAAAAAAUGAUGUAUGUUCACACAAUGCUUAUAUAGUGAAUAAAAGAUUAUGUGUCAAUAGUGUAUGUAUAACUACACAUUCGUGGUAGAAUCGCGAUGAAAAGAGAAAGAUCAAAACAGUAAGUGCAUUCAUAAUUGUACCGUCAUUAUAGCCGAAUAAAGCUACGUUUGGUCUGUAGUGGCAUAUUUUUUACUAUGAGCGAGAGCUUUUUGAUGUAAUGAAAGGUCUACAAAUAUAUAUAAACGCUAAUGAUUGACCUUUAACGUUUCUUCUGCCUGCCGUGAAAAUUUUUGCAAGUUUUAUAUUUUUUUGUUUUUACACAAUCUCAAAUUAUUUUCAAAUAUAGAAAAAUUAUUUAAAUAUCUUUUUUUUUAUUAAGACUCGAAUGUAACUUUUUUUUAUUAUGACUAAAAUAAUUUUAUUAAUUUUCAAGAAAGAUUUUCGUUGCAGCAAUAUAAAUAUUUUAAUUAAUUAAUAAAAUAGAAGCGAUAAAAAAUAAAUAUCUGACUUACCAAUGAAAACUGCAUCAAACACUUUAUUUUCCUGUGGUUUGCACGAGUUCUUCUUGAAAAAAAAAAAAAUUCUCUUCGAAUCGCGUGGAACGAACAUAACUCACGAUAUUUCGCCAUAAAUCAUAUACAGUGCGCGCAAGAGCUCGAAAUAAACUUUCGGGACUGAUUAUAAUUAUCUGUACAAAAAUAGCUUUUUAUUUCUUACUUCUUUAGAGUUUACAUUACAUAUCUUUCUCUUUUAUCAAAAGCUCGAUAAUAAGAUCGUUCGAAAUAGACCGUAUAACUCGAUCAUCGGUACUCUAUCCGCUGAUAUCACCUCCUUCUCCAUCUUAUUUACAAACAAUUCAUCUUAUAAAAAAAUACAAUCCUUCAUUUUCUAUUGACUAGUUAAAAGAGACUAUAGCGUCUCUCAUACGCUCGAGAUUGUACACUUAAUGGAAUGUAUAUAGAAAAGAAAAGAAAAAAAAAGAGAGAAAAAGAUGCGUGUAUCCAUAAUUAAUUACGACAUGAGAUACACAUUGCAUGUAUGUAUAUAUAUAUAUAUAUAUAUAAACAAGAAGAUAUACAAAUGUAUUAUAUAUAUUCGAAUAUUUUAAUAUAUAAAAGCAGUGUGAUAUGCGAAACAAUUCGCCUGUGUUCCUUAAACAUCAUAAACUUUAUUGACAACAAUUUGUUGACAUCGACCUAUGUCCUCAACUUUUUGGAAUCGGCCGAAUACGCAUAUAAACACGUCUCAGUCGAAUAUUGCCACGAAUAUUGUAUACAUCGAACGAUUCUCUUUCUCACGCACAAUGAAAUUAACGCCUUCAAUUCGCCGCCGCGUAAAGACCUUCGUAAAGACCUUACAAUCUCAGGGAUCAACGGUACAGUUGCGAGUAUAUCGCGUUACAUAAGAUUUUGCUGUGAGAGACAUUAAAAAAGAAAGAAAUUAUUAAAAAUUUCUGCUCGUUUAUCGCACUUUAUUAUGAAGAUUAAAAUAUUGAUAGCGCGCGUAUGCGCAGGAUGAUCCCCUUAAAAACAUUAAUAUUAAUUAUGAUCCUCUGUCUUUCUCUCUGAAAACAAAAGGUCUCGAUUAACUUUAACCGAUGUUUAAGGGGCAAGAUCCAUGGAGAUUGAAACAAUAACGUAAUAAUAAAUGUUAGGCGCGCGAUCUGUCCAUCUGUACCGUUGCAAUGUUUUCCUUUUUUCUUUUUUCUUUUUUCUUUUUUUUGUCGAAAUUUGGAAGGCUCUCUCGUUUCGUCGCGAAUCCAUCGCCGUCUAAUCAUGGGAUUAGAUGCAGACCUUCCCAAUUUCCACAAAAUUACAAUCGUGCUUCGUUAUUUCGAUCGAGUAUAUAGAAGAGACCAGAGCGUGUUAUCGAGAAAUUUAGCCGGAGAUUUUUUGGUGAAUGAAAAGAGAUAGAGGCGAUGAACGCGUAUGACAUGAUCAUACUGCGACACUGAAUGGACAAAUGGAUGGAUGUAUGGACGGUGGCCAGGUCAUGAAAUGAAGAACAACAGAAUGCAUUUAAUGAGCGAUUGUUUAUUAUGCUCUUAUUAUGGUCACUUGUCAUACAGGUAACGAUGCUUCUCAAUGAGUGAAAAUAGUUAAUAUAUUAUGUUUGUUUGUUUGCUUUUUUUUUACUUUUAUAUAAUUAUUCAACAUUGAAUGGAGAUAAAUUGAGAGAUGAUGAAAGAAUAACAAUUUAUGGAUGCAAAUAAAUGUGGUUAGAGUGUAAAGUAAUAAUAUUAUAAGAUUAGCCCUUCGGAAAGAAUGCUCGUGUGUGUGAACUAAAUUAUAUACUUCAUCGAUAACAAUAAUAGUGGUGCCCAUUAAAAGAGAGGUCACGUGUCGGGAUCAAAGAGCAAUUAAUUAAACCUCGUCGAUGAUCGCGAAAGUGCAUAAGUAAAAUCAUCGUUUCUCGCGGUCAAUCAAUAAAUAGAGAAUUCUCUGUAAGCCUUACGAGUUGUACGAAUAUGCUCUUAUCAAGUUCAUUUGACAAAAUUGCGUCUCGAUUUGCCGUCUUUUCAUCGUCGCGUAUAUAGUCCCUUACACACAUAGCUCUUUGCCGUAAUAUAUCUUCCCGAGAUAUUUCAUGCGAUCAUAUCGUCGAUAUCGUCGAUCAUUGAAUAUUAUUGAUAACCAACUGAACAGUAUUGCAAUUAUUUGCAAUUUUUUAGAUCGAUAACUUUCGAGCAUUACACGAUCAUUUUUCAGGUAGAAUAAUAUUCAGAUUGUGAUGUAAUGCCAAGAAACACGGCUGUUGAUAAUUAAUUGACAUUUCACCGAUAAACUUUACGAUAUUUUCUUUACCAUGAAUAGAAAUACCGAAAGGAAUUUAUGAAAGUUAUUUCUCGAAAAUGAUUCGCUUUCGUAUACUAGGUUGUCAAUGCUCGUGUGUUCUUGGCAUCGCAUUCUUUUCUCGCUUAAUUAGAAAUUAUAAAUAUAUCAUUUUUUUGUUCGAUGACAUUUCUUAACAUCGUGCAAUGUCGUAAGUAUAUACGAUUUAUCGUUAAAAAAACUAUCGAAUGAUUGAAUUGAUUUUUGAAUUAUAAUAAUAUGCAUUAAAUAUAAAAAUAUUUGAUAAUUAUAUAUGUCUUGUUCUUUUUCAAAUUUCUUAAUUUGCAAAACAAUCGCUGCGAAAUAUCAAGAUCAACGAUACCGCGAACGAUAUUCUCUCUUCUCGCCAUUAUCUCGACGAUUACAAUCUUUUCGCUUGUAUUCGCUUUGUCGGGUCCUUGCUUACUUGCCUAAAUAUCCGUACCUUCCGAAGAGUUACGACUACUUUUACCACUAACUUAGCGUAAAUAUCAAUAAUUUUAUAGCUCUCUCCCUCUGUCUACUAAGAAGUUGAAUAACGCAAUACCCUUUUUUCCUAUAUUUUUUUUUCUCUCCCUCUCUUCGCGGAGGCGAGUCGCCUCGGAAUAUUAAAAAAUACGCAAUUUUGCCCAUUGCUUGUAAUGCACCGUCGUUCUCGUGUCGUGUUCGAGACAAGGAAAAAGAAAAAUUGAAUCGUGUGCACAAUUAUAGCAUAAACUGUAUAACGAUGUGUGUGGACUCUCUUUUUUUCGUCUAAUCGUGUAUGUGGUAUAAUUCGCUUCAGAACUCGAUAAAACGCAUGAUGAUGUGAAAAGAACGCACUGUCGCAUGUAUGUAUGUGUGUGUAUGUUGCGUGUGUAUGUGUUCUUAAAUUAUUUUAUAGCCGAAGGAAUGUAAGGUACAAUACUCUUGAUCGUGUGAUUCGGUGCGAGACGAAUAAAUCUCUCUAUGGUACCUUCGCAGCCAGCUGCUCUCUCUUUCUCUCUCCCUCUCUUGCUCUCAUAUAUAUCUCGAUUAUAUAUAUAUAUGUAUAUAUAUAUUAUAUAUCAUAUAUGGAAGAUAACACUAUUCUCUCUUUCUCUCGAUCUAAUAAUUCGCGUAGUACGCCAUAAGUAAGACGCACGAAAAAGACUUAUCUCAUCGCGAAAGUGAAGCGCAAACGCGCGUUCUCUCUGUUUCGUUUGUCUGCAGGAUUCUCUAUUCGCGUGUAGGCAUGCAAUUUUGACAUUAUACAACGUGUAUGCGUGGUAUCAGUGUCUGUGUAUGUGUGUGUAUGCAUGUAUGUAUGUGAGCGAGUCGUGAUCAUGUGGGAUGAGAGCACACGCGCAUCCACGUGCACUUGCGACUUUUAGCAAUAUACUACUUAUACUCAACAAGGUACUCAAUAGUUUCCUCUCUCUUCCUCUCCCUUCCUCCCACCCUUUGUCGCUACUUUAUUUUAUUUGUUUUUUUAUAUUCUCCUUUUUUUUUUUUAAUCCCCGAGCUGCUAUAUGUGCUACUUCUACCUCAACAACAACGAUCUCAUAUCUUGUGUAAUUUUUUUCAUAUUUCUUCUCUCUUUCUUACAUUAUACGCUCUUACCCAAAAUAAUAUACCAUAUUAACAGUCUAACUCUAUUAUAAUAUUCUCACUUCCGAUAAAAUAACAUUACAUACAAUUUUGUACAACCCUCUUAAUUAUUUUGUAACGAAUGUGUGUUUUGUCGCGCGGACACACGUAACGUCGCUUCGUUAUGUGCGUUUCGAUACAUUAAUUUUCUUUCUUUCUUUAGUUGAUUCUAUUCUUUCUCUCCCUCUGUUUUUCUAUUAAAUGGCCUUCCGCGCUACUUUAUGAGAAUGAUGCUGAAUUAGAGAUAAACGAAGAUCGUGAUAUGGGAAAUAUAUCUCAUGUCGCUAAUCGAAUGAUUUCUGUGUGCUGUAAUCUUCGAUAAUCUGUAUAUCUUUCGUACUACAUAUAUA